GGCCCCCCCCUGGCCAUGGCGGAGGAGCGGAAGGGGGGGCCCUACCUGGACCCCUUUGGCACGGGGCUGGUGCGGGCGCAGGAGGUGCCCAACGCCCCCGACGAGGUCUCGGCCAUGAAGAACCUGCUCAAAUACAGCAACGGGGCCCUGCUGGGGGGGCAGAAGGGCCCCCCCUUUGUGGGGCUGGCGGGCACCAAGGGCAGCUGCGCCCACCAGGACGCCAAAUUCCCGUCGGGGAAGGGGCAGCUGGAGCUGGAGCGGCCGGACUGUGCCCGCGGCCGGGAGCACGAGGCGCUGGGCCCUGGCGGCACCGAGGGCGAGGUGCGGCAGCCGCCCGUGGGCAUCGCCGUGGCCGUGGCGCGGCAGAAGGACACGCUGGGCCGCCACGAGCCCUACGGCAACGGCGGCACCGGGGGCACCGGGCGACAGCGGGCAGCAGCCGGAGUCAAAGCGGGCACCGCGCGCCCCGUGCACCUGAUGGAGCUGGAGGCUGAGGAGGAGCGGGGCCGGCUGUGCGAGGAGCGCCUGGGGCUGCCCGGGAGGGACAUCCUGCUCCAGGACAGCAAGGACCUGGUGGAGUUUGCCCGGAUGCACCCGUCAGGGGGGUGUCCCGGGGAGCUGACCCCCCACCUGAUGAUGGCAGGGGGCUCAUCGCUGCCAGCGGGGCAGCUGGGGGGAGACCCCGCUGCCCACGCCCACCCUGCGCACACGCACUGGCUGCCCCGCACCCGCAGCCCCUCCAUCUGGAUGGGGGGGCACUCCUACGGCAUCGGGCACCCGGCACUGCACCAGAACCUGCCCCCCGCCUUCCCCACCUCCAUGCCCAGUGCCAUGCAGCCCGUGUUCCCCCUCGCCCAGGACCCCCCUGCCCAGCUCGUCAUCCUCCCCACAGAGCCCCCCGCCCACGGCACCCCCCACACGCUGGCCGACGUGAUGGACCAGGCGUCGCUGUGGCCCCCCAUGUACCCAGGCCGGGGUCCCAGUGCCCACCUGCAGCACACGGGGCAGCUGCCCGUGUACCCACGGUCGCAGUUCCUGCGGCAGCAGGAGCUCUACGCCCUCCAGCAGCAGCAACAGCAGCAGCAGCAGCAGCAACGGGCAGCCCAGGCCCUCGAGAUCCAGCGCCAGGCACACGGCCAGCGGAAGCCGGAGGAGCAGCCCCUGGAGCUGGAGGAGGGGGGUCCUGAGAAGCCCCUCAAACCCUCCCACAAAGCAGUUGCCUUAAACCCCCCAACCAAGGGCCUGACCUCGGCGGCCCCCGCGCCCCCCAAGCUCUCCCCCUGCUGCCACUCGCCGGCCCUGCGGCACCAGGCCAAGUGCCCGGUGACCCUGCCCACGGCCCCCUGCACUUUACCCGCCUGCCCCGCCGCCAGCCCGGCCGUGGCCCCCCGCUCGCCGGCCACCAGCCCCCUGCCCACCCCCAGCAAGGGCAGUGAGGGCGAGGACGCCCGGGGUGAGGGGCAGCCCCCACGCCGCUACCCCAAACCCCUGGAGCCAGACCUGCCCCCCGGGUAUGGCUACCCUGCCACCGCCAUGGGCUACCCCACGGCGCACUCGGCCGAGCCGGCAGACCCCGACCCCGUGCACGCCGGGUCCCCCCCCGCCGAGCCCGAGCAGUCCCGGACCUUCAGCCCCACCGCCGAGGCGCUGCGGGAGCCGGGCCCUCCCCGGGACCCCCCGGCCGAGGGUCCUGGGGUGCUGCUGCACCGCCACCACCUGCUGCUCCCCCCGGGCCCCCUCUGUGGGGAGCGAGGGGCAACACCGGCCGCGGGGGGCACCGAGGAACCCUUCGGGGGGCACCGGGAGGCGGCUCAGGGAGCGCCGGAGCAGCCGGAGCAGCAGCACCCUGUGCCCGGGGUGGGGGGCUCCCCGCUGCCCCCCACUGCAGAGGAGGAGGAGGAAGAAGAGGAGGAGGAGGAAGAAGAAGAGGAGGAGGAAGAAGAGGAGGAGGAGGAGGAAGGCGACAGCGAUGGCUUGGAGCUGGAGGGCAGCUGCGAUGAGGAGGAGGAUGGUGAUGUCCCCGUCAGGCACCAGGGCUGCCCGGGCGGGCUGGAGGCUCUGAUCGCCGCCGGCAUUGACCUGGGGGAGCUGCCAGCACUGGACGAGCCCGAGGAGCCUCCCCCUGCACCCCCUUCGCCCGCCCCACAUCCCUCAGGGAUCCCCGGCAUCGCCCUGCUCAGCGAACUCGCCGACCUGGAGCUGCGCCGGCGCCGCUGCGACCUGGCCAGGGAAGGUGAGGAUGAGGAGCUGCUGGCCUUCAACCUGCAGAACCUGGCCACGGUGGCGGCCGCCUGGUCACUGGUGGAGGCGGCGGGGCGGGAGGGCAGCCCCCCCGCGCUCAGCCCCCUGCCCGCCUCGCCCCCGCCCCGCGCCCGCGUCCCCCGCCGCAAGUACACCUGGACCCCCAAAACCAAGGCCGUGUGCCCGCUGAAGGCGGCCAUGGAGCAGCUGAACACGCAGGAGGUGGAGGUGCGGAUGCGCCUGGCCGAGCUCCAGCGCCGCUACAAGGAGAAGCAGCGGGAGCUGGUGAGGCUCCAGCGGCGCCACGACCACGAGCGUGACGAGAGCUCCCGGAGCCCGGCGCGGCGCGGGCCGGGGCGGCCAAGGAAGAGGAAACACUCCAGCACUCUGGGCAGGGCUGAGAGCCGCAAGGUCAAGGCAGUGAAGACCAGCCUGUCCCUGCUGUGUGCUGAGCUGAGGGGGGACCCCGAGCCCCAGAAGAAGAGGAGCAAACUGUCAGGUGGAACCUUCAGCAGCCUCCAGGGCUCCCCGAAGGUGAAGGGCAAGGGGCUGCCCCCCGGCCUCAGCCCCUUCCGCCGGAGGGACCCCAACCCCAGCGCCCGCAUCCAGAAGAAGCUGAACCGACCCAAGGGCUCCAAGGGCUCCAAGUACCAGGGGCAGGACCCCGGCCCCCGGCAGCCACCCCAUUUCAGAGAUGAGCCCGAGGGGGACACGGACAGUGAGGAUGAGGAGCCGGGGCUGUCCCUGCCCACGGGGCCGGUGGCUGUGCUGGGGCCCUCCCCAUCCUCCGUGGUGAAGAUGGAGGCCAACGAGAAGGCCAAGAAGAAGAAGGAAAGGCAGGGGCUGCUAGGUCCCUGCCGCCUGGGCAGCCCCGAGGGGGAGGUGAAGAUCAAGCGGCGGCCGGUGAAGCCGGGGGGUGCCGGGAAGCUGGAGAAGGUGCCGGGGCGGCGGAAGGCCGGGGGCUGCCCUGAGGGCAGCAAGAAGAAGCUGAAGGCCAAGAGCAAGGAGAGCCUGCGGCCCCCAGCCCCCGGCGGCCCCAGCCCCACGGGACCCCCUGGCAGCCUCUUCGGGGGCACGGACCCCCGGCUCCUGGGGCCACGGGACGAGGGGGUUCGGCUGGGAGAGAGGGGCAAGAAGGGCACCCGCAAGAGCAAGGGGCUGCAGGCAGCCCUCAGGCGCAAGAACGGGGCGCUCUCGUUGGCCCUCUCCCCCCGGAGCGCCAAGACCAUCCUGAGCAAGGGCAAGAAGCUGGCCAAGGUCAAGAGCAAAGUGACCACCAAGCAGUGCAAGGGCCGGGCAGUCAGCAAACUGCUGGAGAGCUUCACCGUGGAGGACGACUUCGACUUUGACGACAACAGCAGCUUCUCAGAGGAGGAGGAGGAGCUGGGGGGCUGCCUGGCAGGGGGGACACGUGGGCAGGUCCCCCACGCCUGCGCCAUCCAGAAGGAGGAUCUGCGGGAUGGGCUGCACAUCCUGAUUCCCAAGGAGGACAGUCUGCUCUACGCCGGCAGCGUCCGCACCAUCCAGCCCCCGGACAUCUACAGCAUCAUCAUCGAGGGCGAGCGGGGGAACCGGCAGCGCAUCUACUCACAGGAGCAGCUGCUGCAGGAGGCGGUCCUGGACGUGCGGCCGCAGUCCCGCCGCAGCCUCCCCCCCGGCACCCGCGUCUGCGCCUACUGGAGCCAGAAAUCCCGGUGCCUGUACCCAGGGAACGUGGUGCGAGGCUCCUCCAGCGACGAGGAGGAGGAGGACACCGAGGCCGUGCUGGUGGAGUUCGACGACGGCGACACCGGACACAUCGCGGUGUCCAACAUCCGCCUGCUGCCCCCCGACUUCAAGAUCCAGUGCACUGAGCCCUCCCCAGCACUGCUGGUGUCCAGCUCCUGCCGGCGGGCGAAGCGGGCGUGUGGCGACGUGGGCACCCCUGGAGCACUGCCCCCCACGCUGUGCCCGGAUCACGGCCCUCAGGCCUCCCGGAAUUCCGGCAGGAAGGCAUCAGGAAAGGAGAAAAGCGGCAAAGCCGUGGAGGGGCUGUCGGGGGGCCGGGGGCCGGCACUGAGCGACGCCACGGCCGGGCGGCGCGGGGGGUCCCUGCUCAGCUGGGCAGCCAUGGCACAGACCAAGCGGAAGGCGGUGAGCAAGGGCUCGGCCGUGCUCCAGAACCUCUUCCAGGUCAACGGCAGCGCCAAGAAGCUGCGGGCCAAGGAGACCCUCUUCCCGCUGCACCACCACCACCACCACCUCGCCGCCCCCGUCUUCGGCAACGCCUUCAGCGCCGACUCCUUCAGCCGCAUCGCCAGCUCCUACGGCUCCUUCGGCGCCGGCGCCGGGCUGGUGCUGCCCGCGGCACAGAAACUCCUGCGCUCCAAGAAGGCCGAGCGGCUGGAGGCGGAGGUGGGCAGGAGCGGGCGCAGGAAGGCGGCAGGCGGCGAGUUCCUGGUCAAGCUGGACCACGAAGGGGUGACGUCCCCCAAGAACAAGACGUGCAAGGCGCUGCUCUUGGCCGAGAAGGACUUCGGGGCCAGGCUGGAGCGGCCGCUGGGCAGCCACAGCUACGGACACGCCGGGCUGGGUGGCCGGGAGCGGAGGGGCCGCGCGGCCGCGCAUCCACUGCCCGUGGGGCUGGCGCUGCGCAAGUACUCGGGGCACGGGGACUUCUCCCUGAACUGCGACAGCGACUGCCACAGCUCCUACUCGGACAUGGACGAGGACGAGGACGCGGCGGGGCUGGGCGCCGACGUCCCCUCGCGCUUCAUGACGCGCCUCUCGGUGUCCUCCUCUUCCUCGGGCUCCUCCACCUCCUCCAGCUCCGGCUCCAUCUCCACGUCCAGCCUCUGCUCCUCGGACAAUGAGGAUUCCUCCUACAGCUCGGAGGACGAGGACUCGGCGCUGCUGCUCCAGACCUGCCUGUCGCACCCGGUGCCGGCGCUGCUGGCGCAGCCGGACGCACUGCGGCCCAAGGGCUCUGCGCCACAGCGCUGCUUCCUGUCCAAGGCGGCCGCCGCCGGCCCCAAGGCCAAGCUCAAGCGCAAGGAGGCCCUCAGCUUCGCCAAAGCCAAAGAGUUCUCCCGGCGGCAGCGCCUGCCCUCGGUGGAAAACCGGCCAAAGAUCUCCGCCUUCCUGCCCGCGCGCCAGCUCUGGAGGUGGUCGGGGAACCCCACGCAGCGGCGCGGCAUGAAGGGCAAGGCGCGGAAGCUGUUCUACAAGGCCAUCGUGCGGGGCAAGGAGACGCUGCGCGUGGGCGACUGCGCCGUGUUCCUGUCGGCCGGGAGGCCCAACCUGCCCUACAUCGGCCGCAUCGAGAGCAUGUGGGAGUCCUGGGCCAGCAACAUGGUGGUCAAGGUCAAGUGGUUCUACCACCCCGAGGAGACCAAGCUGGGCAAGCGCCAGAGCGACGGCAAGAACGCGCUGUACCAGUCGUGCCACGAGGACGAGAACGACGUGCAGACCAUCUCGCACAAGUGCCAGGUGGUGGGGCGGGAGCACUACGAGCAGCUCACGCGGGGCCGGAGGUACCAGGACCGCCAGGACCUCUAUUACCUGGCGGGCACCUACGACCCCACCACGGGCCGCCUGGUGACCGCCGACGGGGUGCCCAUCCUCUGCUGACCCCCCCUGGGGGUGCCCAUCCUCUGCUGACCCCCCGGGGCUGCCCACCCUCUGCUGACCCCCCCAGGGAUGGGGACGGGGACCCCCCCUCUGCGGGUCCUGCCCGGCUCUUAUGCAAAGCCCGUGGUGACAUUGGGGGGGGGGUUGGGGGGGCCCAAGGGGGAGGGGGGGGGGGGGGGGGGCUCCCCUACAAGCCAUAACUUUCCCUAGUACCUCUGACUGUUUGCCAGCAGGUGAAGCAGAAAUCAGGUGUGUUGUUCUAUUUAUUUUGCCUGUAAAUAUUGUAUUUCUUCCGGGAAGUUUUAUGGAAAACCGAGAAAGGACAAAAAAAAAAAAAAAAAAAAAAAA
Molecule: messenger RNA, 6198 nt
Organism: Corapipo altera (White-ruffed manakin)
Lineage: Eukaryota; Metazoa; Chordata; Aves; Passeriformes; Pipridae
Gene: BAHCC1
Product: BAH domain and coiled-coil containing 1
Exons: 23
Coding region: 16-5850 (1944 amino acids)
Molecular function (GO): chromatin binding
Source: RefSeq, a predicted model, not a curated record